Messenger RNA from Monascus purpureus, 1342 nucleotides. The record is from the annotation of a GenBank genome assembly. Lineage: Eukaryota; Fungi; Ascomycota; Eurotiomycetes; Eurotiales; Aspergillaceae.
CUUCUGCGACACCAGCCGUUAGGCUUCAACCUUUUUUGCUCGGCGUUGUUACGGAGCACUCUUCACCAGAACGCCACAUCUUCUAUCCUAUCCUUCUGCUUCCUUUGAGGAUACUCGCCUGGAUCCAAUGAGUCCGGUGAACAGUCUCUGGUUCAAGUGGAAGAGCCUUCGAUUACCGUGGCGAAGAUCGUUCCUGGUCGGGACUGAUCUGUCUGGUAACACCUAUUGGGAAUUUAAAGACGCUUUGAAUGCGAAACGGCUUCGGCGCAUAGUCAAGUACAAACCUGGUACUCACUACGCAGACGUUAAGGUUUCCCCUCUAUGGCAUCAGUGGCUCCGACAUGUUCGCCCAGAUCCUCCGUCCCUUCAAGAGCAGCAGCAAAAUGUUAUCCGCCAGGUUCAAAUAAAGCAUCUGGCCCGACUAGCCGAUGAGCGUUGGGCAAGCAAACCGUCAUUCCUCGAUAAGCCUCAAUCCCAGCACCCGGUGCCUGCAACAAACUCCAGUGAUGCAACAGUCAAUGCAUCUCAAGACCUCACUGCUCAUACAAAAGAAUCUCCCAGCUCUACGGUUCCGGGAAAUCGCACAGAGCGCGAAAACAAGGUACAAGGAGACAGGGCCAAUAAAGAUCCCUGGGCCAAAGCAAAGGGUGCUCCCAGUGAAAACUGGCAGCCAGAAUCAUGGACACCAGCUGCUUCACGGAGAUAAGAGCUUUUCAUUGGGUUAUAUUUCUGCCAUACAGCUCAGUAUGCAAGGUUUUCUUCUCUCCCUUGGCUGGCAAUCCUCUUGAUACAAACUUUCUAACCCAGCUUAGCCAGAAGCACUAAGCGAUAGGAUUGUCAAAUUUAGUAUGCGUUAUCAAAUACCUCUCACGCUCCGGUUACACCUCUCAUCUUGCAAAAAGUUAUUUCUACAUUAUUAGAUUCUUCUGCUACAUGUCAUAAAUGGUUUGGGGUUUUAGGCCUAUAUAUUCUAUUACUGCAUGUAACUGGUGGACUUUGUGCUGGUCCAUCUAUGCAUUGCAUCUAUAUGAUUCUUUUGAAUGUCUGCCAUCUAUAUUGUAAGGAAAUAUGCAUGGUCUAGUUGUUAAAACACACAGCUUUGAUCUACUAAUAGAACACCAAGUCUGACCUCUGGCACUUUUCUCUUGUUUUGUUUCCUUUUUUGGACAGAAGAUCCCAAAGGAUCUAUGUUUAUUUACUCUACACAAAUAGAGCAGCAGCUGUCAAAGUUCCUCCAACUCCAACUAGCUCGGAAAUCCCCUCUGCACCCUUCUGUCAAACUUGUUGACGCGCUCAAUUCUAGGCUUGUUCCAGAGAGGCCUUACUUAGGUUGCUAAGGAUC